UUUUUCUUUUUCUUACAGGUGUGUUUAAGUGUAUGUAAUGAGUGCACGAGAAACAAGCUUGCAGAAUGAAUCCAGCACACCAGGCCAGAAUGUGACACAAGUUAUUCAGGCUGCUGGGGGUAAUGCUCCCAGCAGCAGCAGCAACAAUGUCAGUGGAGGCAUGGAGUCUCAGUUGGCCCAGCAACUCAUGAGUCCGGUAAAGGGGUCCAGCUUGGGGUCGGGUGAGGGAGAGCUGGUGAGGUUAUCAGAUCCACGCAGCUUACAUUCCUAUACACCGCACACCUCACCCGUCCCAUCUGGCCAUGCAACCCCUGUGGCCGCAGAGGUUACCCCCAACACCACCCCUUCCUCCUCUCCCCGGAGACCACUACCCAGUGUGUCUCUGGAACCUCCAGCCAAACGGAUAAAAGUGGAGGAAAAACCCACUAAUAUCUUAGAACUUAGAAAUCUCAUUAUUGAUUGGAAGAAGGUUAAACUGGAGAGUGUUAAGGAUAAGUACAAUGACCAUUUGGUGGAAAAAUUCUUUCUGGAGAAUGAUGGCAACAUGAUGGACUUCCAGUCGUGGUGUAAGAGGCCAACUCCAGAGCUGCUUCAGUACAUUCGUCAAAACAAACUGGAAGGGGAUGAGUCUCUGGAAGCCAAGUACACCAUCCCAAAUCCUCUGCAGCUUUCAUCAAGUAUUCAGGUCAAAAGUGAGCCUCAAACUGAUUCUCAGUCUCCAUCAAAAUCUGGGCUAAGCUUGACUAGCAGAGGGUCAUCCUCUCCAGUCAAGCCUAGUAAGGGCAUGGCCAGUCCUGGUGUUGCAGCAAGACAAAAGACUCCGUCUACAAGUGAAGCAGCCCCAAGUUCAACCCAGCAAGAUCAGAUGGUUGAGAAGGCAAGACAAGAAGCGUAUGUUAUGCAGCGAAUUGCUGCCUUGAGAAAAGAAGGACUGUGGCCAGAGAAACGUUUACCAAAAGUUCAGGAGCCUCCGAGGGCAAAGGCCCACUGGGACUAUUUACUUGAGGAAAUGGUGUGGCUCAGUGCUGACUUCGCUCAAGAAAGAAAAUGGAAAAAAGCAGCUGCCAAAAAGUGUGCUCGAAUGGUUCAGAAAUAUUUCCAGGAUAAGGCAUUGCAGGCACAAAAGGCUGAAAAAGAACAGGAAAUGAGAACUAGGAAAAUUGCAGCAUUUAUAGCAAAGGAAAUUAGGACCUUCUGGGGCAACGUAGAAAAAUUAGUUGAAUAUAAAGUAACAACCAAAUUAGAUGAGAAGAAAAAGAAGGCAUUGGACCAGCAGCUUAGUUUUAUUGUAGACCAGACGGAGAGGUAUUCCUCCUGGUUAGCUGAGAGUAUGAACAAACCCGUGGACUCGACAGCUGCUUCCACUCGUUCCAAUUCACCGUCACGAGACAGUCGUGUUUCUGAUGAGGAAUUUCAGCCAGUGGAAUCAUCUGAUGACGACGAGGGCACCAUAGCGAGAGAGGAUGACAACCCCGAGGAGCAGGCCUCCGAACUUCAGCUGCUACAGGAGGAAUCCAAGCAGACCAUCGAGGACCUGCUGAAGGAGCUCCCACCUGGCUACUUAGACCGCGACAGUGACACCUCCAGUUGCAGCGGCGACGCGGAACAGCCCGGGGCCCUGGAGGCUUCGGAGGCUGCAGUGCAAGAGGAGGAAGCCAGUGAGAAAAAGGAGAAGGAGAAAGGGAUGGGGAAAGUGGAACCUGUGGACAAGGACAAAGGUGAAGGUGAGGGAGAGGAGGAGGAGGAGGCGAUGGAGGUAGAACAGGAGAAAAAGGAGGAAGACAGUGAGAAGGUGGAUGGUGUUGGUGAAAGAAAAACUGUUAAAGAUAUUAGAAAGAGGAAAGUGAAAUUAAAGACAAGUGGGGGUGAGGGUACAUCAAAGAAAGACGUUGAUAAAGAUUUCGAGGUGGAGGAAUCGGAGGACGACGAUGAAAAUACAAUUGAAGAGCAAGAGGAGAAAGAAGGGGAAGUUAACCAUCAAGAGGAGUUAGACGAUUUGCAGGCGGAAAAUGAAAUGUCAGUUGAAGAGUUGAGAAGAAAAUAUGCAGAAUUAGCUGCCAGUGCUGAACCAAUGGAGGAAGACAUCGACAACGAAAGUUCAGAUGAUGAUGAUGAGGACAAUGAAGAUGAUGAGGAAGAAGAGAUGGAAGUCGAAGGAGAAGAGGAAGAACUGCAUGAGGAUUCCGACAGGGACGAAGAGUGUAGUGAAGAAGGGGAAGAUACUCCUAGUGAUGAGGAGGAGGAGGACCUUGGCCUGGGCUUGGCAACACUCAUGGAUGAGAAUUUCGAGACCAAGGACAAAGAUACCAAGGGUGACAGCGAAAAGGCAGACAAGGAGCUCCAGGAUGCCUCCGCAGUGGCAGAAGCACUUCAGCCCAAAGGCUUCACCCUGUCUUCCACUUCUGUGACUACACCCAUUCCUUUCCUGUUGAAGCACAUGCUGAGAGAGUACCAACAUGUCGGCUUGGACUGGUUAACAACUAUGUAUGAAAAGAAACUAAAUGGUAUUCUUGCCGAUGAGAUGGGUCUUGGUAAGACCAUUCAGACCAUAUCUCUCUUGGCCCACCUCGCUUGUGAGAAGGGUAAUUGGGGGCCUCAUCUGAUUGUUGUCCCUACCUCCGUCAUGCUCAACUGGGAAAUGGAGUUCAAGAAGUGGUGCCCGGCUUUCAAGAUCCUCACCUACUAUGGCACGCAGAAAGAGCGGAAGAUGAAGAGACAAGGUUGGACAAAGCCAAAUGCAUUCCAUAUUUGUAUUACUUCCUACAAGCUGGUGAUCCAGGACCAUCAGAGUUUCAGAAGAAAAAAGUGGAAAUACUUUAUCCUUGAUGAAGCUCAGAACAUUAAGAAUUUCAAGUCGCAACGAUGGCAGUUACUAUUAAAUUUUCAAAGCCAAAGACGUUUACUGCUGACGGGAACGCCCCUCCAAAAUAACCUAAUGGAGUUGUGGUCCUUGAUGCAUUUCCUGAUGCCCAAUGUGUUCGCCUCGCAUCGAGAGUUCCGGGAAUGGUUUUCCAACCCUGUGACUGGUAUGAUUGAAGGCAAUAAGGAGUACAAUGACAGCAUCAUUAAGAGAUUACACAAGGUGCUGAGACCAUUCAUAUUGAGGAGAUUAAAGACCGAAGUAGAGCAACAGAUGCCCAAGAAGUUUGAACAUGUUGUAAUGUGCAGACUGUCCAAACGGCAGCGGUACCUCUAUGAAGAAUUCAUGUCGAGAACCAAAACUAAGGAGACCUUGGCAUCAGGCAAUUUUCUGAGUGUGAUAAAUGUGCUAAUGCAGCUACGUAAAGUUUGCAAUCAUCCUAACUUGUUUGAACCACGUCCAACUGUAUCGCCCUUCAUGAUGGAGGGUCUUCUGUACAGAGCCCCAUCCAUAGUUUGGGGAAUUACUGACUACGAUCCAUUCAAGCAUGUAGACCUAUUCAGCUUAAAUUUACUUCUUGCUGACCUAGAGCUAUGCCUAACGGCAUUUGCUGCACAUCGCAUUCGCAAGUUCCAAGCAUCCAAAAGACUCAUCGAAGAAAUAGACUCUGCCCCAGACCCUCCACCAAAGUGUCCAGCUGGUAAAAUCAAGCUCCACGUGCGGCCGUCUAGUCAAAGUGUGCCUAAGCCAGGAAGUUCUCCUGUGACCACUCCUAGAGCACCAACUCCUGUAGGGGCUGUGCGAGCUCCUUUGCAGCAAGCUCCUGCAGUAGCAGCAGCACCUGCUUCUGUGCCAGGUGGAGGCAUGAGGUUCCAGCUGGUGCAGCAAGGAGGGACAAUAAAAGCCAUCCAGGUUGCACCAGGCACAGGCAGCAGUGGAAUGAUGGUGCAACAGACGCCCCAGGGACCACGUUUGGUCAUGCCACAAAGAGUGGGCAUUAGUAACCCAACUGGUGCUGCCACUGUGGGUGGAGCACCAACAGUUGCUGGUACGUCAGCAGUUGGAGGACUUCAGCUUCUACAAACUUCAUCGGGUCAGCUGUUAUUAACAACAGCUCCUGUACAAAAGCCAGUGAACCAAACAAUGUCUCAAGGUGUCAGUGGAACAGCAGCAGCAGCACUACUACAGCGUCUGCAAGGGCUAAAGGGCUUGCAAGGUUCAAUGAUAACAACAGGUGCAGGUGGUCGACCUGUGUUGAGAUUACCACUACCUACAAACACUCUGAGACCGCAGACUCAGGUCUUGGGCACCGUUCCUAAUCUUGGAGCAACACCAACAGUAGGAGGAGCAACGGCAGUACGUCCUCCUACGACUCCUGUUCAAAGUACACCCACUGCAAGUCCUGUGAGGCCUGGACCCUCAUCCCCAGCUCCACGGGCACAGACAGCCAAUUCAACCCCAAGCACCACGCCCACCAAGGUCAUGACGAGGGUUGAACAGCGGGAGCUGGAGCGCCUAGAAGAAAAGAGAAAAGAUGAAGAGAGAAAAAGAAGCUUAUUUUUCCUUAAUGAUCUGGAUGAAAGAAAGCGAAAGAACAGAAAGGACAAACUGUCGCUCAUUUCUAAGCUAAACACCCGCCGCUGCCACGCAUGCCCCAUCUACGGGUCAGAUCUGAUCGAGGCCGUCAACGUCAUUGGGAAUAUCCAGGGCCUGGCCUUGAGCACAGAAUGGUGUGGCCAAGGAAUGGUCCAUUGUCAGCAUGCAACGAUGGUCAACCCAAGAUAUUAUUGGUCCCAGACUCAGUCGCUUCACAUGAUGGUGAACACUCCUGUGACCUAUCUCCAGAAGCUGAAGGACAUGACGGACAGAUACGUGUUCUGUAUCCCAUCGGUGGUCGCGCCGUACCCUCAGAUGCGAAUGAGUCAUCCACAGCCCUCCAAACUGUGGACGGAUGAGCGGAUGAAGGUGAUCAUGAAGAACGGGCUCGGGCCAAGAAUGUCGCCAUUGCAUCAUAUCAUGAAUGCUUCUGUUACACAGUUCCCUGAUCCCAGACUUAUUCAGUAUGACUGUGGUAAGCUGCAGACUCUAGAUCGCCUUCUACGUCAGCUAAAGACUGGGAGUCAUAGGGUCUUGAUAUUUACACAAAUGACAAAAAUGCUGGAUGUUUUUGAAGCUUUCCUCAAUUACCAUGGACACCUGUAUUUGAGAUUAGAUGGCACAACAAGAGUUGACCAGAGACAGGUUUUGAUGGAGAGAUUCAAUCAAGACAAACGCAUCUUUGCUUUCAUUUUGUCAACUCGGUCUGGAGGUAUUGGUGUGAAUCUCACUGGCGCAGACACGGUCAUAUUUUAUGACUCAGAUUGGAAUCCAACCAUGGAUGCUCAGGCUCAAGACAGGUGUCAUCGUAUUGGACAAACCAGAGAUGUGCACAUCUACAGACUCAUAUCAGAAAAGACCAUCGAAGAGAACAUCUUGAAGAAAGCCAAUCAAAAGCGCCUUCUUGGUGAUCUUGCAAUUGAAGGUGGCAACUUCACCACGGCACACUUCAAGAGGUCUACCAUCCAGGAUCUCUUUGAUGUUAAUGUUGCUGAACAUGACGCAUCAAAGAGAAUGUCAGAAGUUCUAGAAAAGAAUGGCGCUCCAGAAGAGGGCAAAGAGUACUCUGAAGGAGAAAGAGUCAAGAUGGGAGCAUUUGAAAGUGCCUUAGCUGCUGCCGAGGAUGAGACUGAUGUUCAGGCAGCCAAGACGGCAAAGGCAGAGGCUGCUGCAGAGUUGGCCGAGUUCGAUGAAAACAUUCCAAUUGAAGAUGGAGAAGGAGGAGAGGAAUUGAGCAAGGCUGAGCAGGAGGUAGCACUGCUAAUGAAGCAGCUGACUCCAGUAGAAAAGUAUGCCAUGAAGUUCAUAGAGUCUGCUGACGAUGGUUGGGCUGCUGAAGCAGAGCGCAUGGCAGCAGAAAUUGAGCAGCAGAAGAAGGAAUGGGAAUUAGGGCGCCUGCAAGCUUUAAAGGAGGAGGAGGAGCGUUUGGCCCACAACUCGGAUGAUGAGCUUCUGGCUUACUCUUCUGCCGAUGCACACAAUCAGGUCAAUAUGAAGAAAAAGAAAGGUAGAAAUAAGGGCCGUCCAAAAGCCAAGGGCCUGAAAAAGGCUGAGGUUGAGUCCUCCAAAGUUGAAGUGUUUGAAGAGAGGGAGAAAUGUAGUAGGUCAUCAUACGUUAGCACAAGUGACUCUGACAAAGAAUCAGAAUGUGAGAGCAAUUUUGAACAGCCGUCAGACAGUGAUAGUGGGGAGGAAAUGUCAAGUAGUGAAGAGGUCUAUAAUCCAGUCAGACACAAACUGAGAAACAGCAGUGGAGCAAGUGCAACUAGCAGGACAAGUAGUGAAACGUCAAUGCCAAAAUCACCCCCACCAAAGGUCUUGUUCAGCACCGUGUCUGAGGAUAGUCCAAGGACUCGGUCAAGAGGUCAUGUCAAGAUCAACCUCUGGACGCUUGACGUAAAUCCUGUAUUGCCAGGCGAGAGACCAAUGCCUUUCAGUAGAAAGCAGUUGGCCAACCUCAGGGAUCAGGGCAUGCCUAUGCCACCUUCAGAUGAAAAGGGAUCUCCAACACCCAGUGAUGACAGAGGGAGCAAUCUUAGUGGUCAGGCUGUGAACGGGGAGCUGGAUAGAAGGGGAGGGAAGGGGAUGGGUAGAGGGGAGGGGGAAGACCUAGACGUGGAUGUUGUGGGAGAUUCUGGGGACUCCAACACUGUGGAUGGAACACAAGUAGGAACAGAUGACGGAAACAGCAUAGAGGAUUUAACGGGGACUCUAAAAUCAAACGGUCCAACUCAGAUCACCGUGGAGAAUGGUGGUGGUUUGUGAGUCUUGGUUGCGUUUCUGCUUGAUGGUAUAGUUUUUAUGAUUACAUUUUAAUUUAUUUUUCUAUUUUCAGUAUUGUAAAGUAACUGGUGCUGAAAAAGUGUCACGUAAUAAUCCGAUUGCAAUUUUUAUCUCUGUGGAAAGUUGACAAAUCAUGUUACGGAAGAAAAAUUUAGACUGUGAUGCUUGUAAAUAUUGUAAAUUUCUUGUACAUCACACAAAUAAAUGUCUGUCCCUGAAUGAU
Penaeus indicus is the source of this 6962-nucleotide messenger RNA. RefSeq names its product helicase domino-like (gene dom). Lineage: Eukaryota; Metazoa; Arthropoda; Malacostraca; Decapoda; Penaeidae. Gene Ontology annotation, molecular function: ATP hydrolysis activity; histone binding; ATP binding. Bases 38 to 6721 code for a protein of 2227 amino acids. The transcript is spliced from 21 exons. Gene Ontology annotation, cellular component: Swr1 complex. The record is from RefSeq and is a predicted model, not a curated record. Gene Ontology annotation, biological process: chromatin remodeling.